CCGACUCAAUAUAAAUACAAAACUCCCCUUAACACUAAUUUGCAUCCAAUAACAAAACUCAUAGAGGAAAUGAAGCUAGGCAAGGAAGUCCACCUCCAUUAUCACCCUCAACACAAGGUAACCAUGGAGUACUCAGAGACUCCCUUCAUGUGUGACGGAUGCAAGGAAGCGGGUAUCGGGUUAGAAUACCACUGCGGAACCUGCAAUUUCGACCUCCACAAAAUUUGUGCACUUGCACCCCCAACCACCACUCAUCCAUUCUACACAAAAUGUGAGUUUAAACUCUAUGCUCGACCACCCGGUCAAUUACCAAGAGUAUGCAACGCGUGCAGAAAUAUCGUUAGAGGUUUCGUGUAUCAUUGCACUAGAUGUGGCUUCGAUCUCCAUCCAUGUUGCAAUAGUCUACCAAAAUCUCUUGUAGACGGGAAACAAAGAUUUUAUCUAUGUGAUAAAAUUUCGAGCCCUUGCCUCUGUUGCGGAGGCAAAGGGCUCGGGUGGAGCUAUCAGUCCGAGUGCAGGAGGUAUGGUCUGCAUGUUUCGUGCGUUAAAGAGGAGCUCGUGGAGGAUUGGCAGAAUAUGUGUCUGAACGUGAACAAGAAAAAGAUUAGCCAGGUUGGGAUGAGGAUACCGAAGAUUCAGGGGGAAAUACGAAGAAGCCACCGCCGCGACCACCGUAAAGGGAAGUUGGAGAAAUGUUGUGAGGUCGCCGGAGAUGCCGUGAGGGUGAUUGUGUCGGCGGUUCUCGGAGAUCCG
Molecule: messenger RNA, 753 nt
Organism: Asparagus officinalis (garden asparagus)
Lineage: Eukaryota; Viridiplantae; Streptophyta; Magnoliopsida; Asparagales; Asparagaceae
Exons: 1
Source: RefSeq, a predicted model, not a curated record